AUGGGUCUAGGCGCAUUCAUCGACAAGGCGAUGAACAAGAUCACCGCUCUUGAGGAUCGCAUUAACGCUUCAACUUUUGGUCGGGUCUUUCGCCUUGAUGGCUCUGGUCAUCCGAAAACCGUCCGGGGCGCAUCUUUCUUCCGAGAGAUUCGUGCCGGUUUGACCACCUUCGCUACUAUGGCCUACAUCGUUGCAGUCAAUGCUGCUGUCCUCGCAGACUCGGGAGGUACAUGUGAAUGCCCGCAAGGAACAGAGCCCGGCUGCCCUGGCAACGUUGAAUACGAAUUGUGCCUGACUGGUUUGAAGCGAGAUCUCAUCACAACCACUGCAGCCCUUUCAGGUCUCUCUAGCAUCGUUUUCGGAUUCCUUACAAACCUCCCUGUUUCUCUAGGACCAGGUAUGGGCUUGAAUGCCUACUUUACCUACCAGGUCGUCGGCUGGCAUGGUACAGGAAGAGUGCCCUAUCGGAUUGCCCUUACUGCCAUCUUUGUAGAAGGCUUCAUUUUCGUGUUCCUGGCACUGACCGGGAUGCGACAAUGGCUCGUCCGAAUGGUACCCGCGACUAUCAAGACGGCUUGCGGUGUCGGUAUAGGUCUGUUCCUCACUGAGAUCGGAUUGUCUUAUUCCGCAGGCAUUGGAGCUAUAACUGGUGGAUUCUCGACCCCUCUAGCAAUUGCCGGAUGCCCUGCAGAGUAUCUUGACAGCAAGGGAGAGUGUGCUAGCCACAUUAUGACUAGCUCUGGGAUGUGGAUUGGUAUCUUCCUCGGUGGAAUCUUUGUGGCGUUCAUGAUGGCCUUCAAGGUCAAGAGUGCCAUCGUCAUUGGUAUUGCUAUUGUUUCAGUUAUGUCCUGGCCUCGCAAUACCUCCUUCACCUACUUCCCUUACACAGAAGCAGGUGAGGAACGAUUUGCAUUCUUCAAACAAGUCAUCGCAUUCCAUCCGAUCCAGUCCGUCCUGAAUGUUCAACAGUGGGAUCUCUCUGGAGCCAGUGGUGCCCAGUUCGCUCUUGCGCUUAUUACUUUUCUGUACGUCGACAUUAUCGACUGCACGGCGACACUGUACUCGAUGGCCAAGUUUUGCGGCGUGGUGAACGAUGAUGGAGACUUUCCUCGAUCAACAAUCGCUUAUUGCACCGACGCCAUCAUGAUUUCGAUUGGUUCUCUCUUUGGUAGUUCGCCUGUUACUUGUUUCAUUGAGAGUGGUGCAGGAAUUGCUGAAGGUGGUCGAACCGGACUUACCGCGAUCUCAACCGGUGUCUGCUUCCUGGUCUGUCUCUUCUUUGCUCCAAUUCUCGCUUCUGUGCCUCCCUGGGCUACGGGAUCAACGCUCGUUUUGGUUGGCUGUCUGAUGAUCCGUCAAGUCAUCAACAUCAAUUGGCAGUACAUUGGUGAUGCUGUUCCGUCCUUUGUCACCCUCGCCUUCAUGCCCUUCAGUUACAGUGUCGCCUACGGAUUAAUUGCGGGUAUGAUGGUCUACAUCGUCCUCAACACCAUGAUAUGGGUCGUUGUAAAAUCUACUGGUGGGAAAGUUACACCAUCGAACUGGCACGACAAAGAGGUAUACGACUGGGGACUCGGAACUAGGGAUGUCCCUGGAUGGGUAAAGAUUCUCAGGCGAAAGAUUCUGCCAGCCCACCUUCUAGUAGACAACCGAAAGGACGGUGUGGAAUUGGUCGACAACGAUAGUGCCAUUAACGCCGCCUCGCGAGGUAAUUCGGCUGACGACGGAAAGGACAUGCACGUCUCACAGAGUCACUCCCUGCGAAGUCACGCACUGCGAACCCACACCCUGCAGGCUCAACGAGCACACGCAAUGCAGAAUCAGCAGGCACCACGUUCACCAAGUUCCCCCCGACCUUACACAGUUGAGUCGGAUGCUGGCGUUUUCACGUUCCUCCUCAACAACUUAGGCGUACAGAACGUUCAGUUCGAGGAGCUUCUUACCCUAGAACCCGAGUCGCUCGCCAGUCUCUACCCCGUCUACGGCGUCAUCUUCCUCUUCAAGUAUCCGACAGACCAACCAUACACAUCGACCGAGAAGCCGCUCGACGGAUCCUUCGACCACAAUGCUGGCGACCAGCUUUGGUUCGCUGCCCAGACCAUACAGAAUGCGUGCGGUACACAAGCAUUGUUGUCGGUUCUUAUGAACCACGCAGAUGGAGAGCUAGACGUGGGCGGUCCACUACAAGAAUUCCGAGAAUUUACAAUGGCGUUACCACCCGAGUUCCGCGGCGAGGCGCUGAGCAACAGCGAGCUCAUCCGAGACGUACAUAAUAGCUUUGCGCGCAGCAGCCCGUUUGUGGACGAGACGCAGCAGCGGGGUGGCGAGACCGAAGAUGCCUUCCAUUUCGUAGCUUACACGCCGGUUAACGGUAAGCUCUACGAACUAGAUGGUUUACAACCAGCGCCGAUCACGCAUGGAGCAUGUGGGCCGGAGGAGUUCCCUCAGAAAGUUAUGGAGGUGCUACAGCGACGCAUCGCACGCUACGAUUUAUCGGAAAUCCGAUUUAACCUCAUGGCAAUGGUCCGCGACCGACGGAUAACAGCGCGCGAGAUUGGCGAUGCAGAGAUGCUAGCACGGGAGGAGCGCAAGCGCCGCGAUUGGCAAUUCGAGAAUGCGCUGCGACGGCACAAUUUUGUGGGGUUUGCGGGUUCGGUGUUGAAGGGCGUUGUGGAUAUGAAGUUAAAGGAGAGUGGCGGCAGCGAGGAUGCUUACAAAAAGUGGAUUGAGGACGCGACGACGAAGACAAGGCAACGGCUCGAGGCGCGUAAGAAAGGAGGUGGGGAGGAUAUUGAAAUGGAGGAUUAA
Messenger RNA from Hypoxylon trugodes, 2808 nucleotides. Its product is annotated as ubiquitin carboxyl-terminal hydrolase. The record is from RefSeq and is a predicted model, not a curated record. Lineage: Eukaryota; Fungi; Ascomycota; Sordariomycetes; Xylariales; Hypoxylaceae. Gene Ontology annotation, molecular function: cysteine-type deubiquitinase activity; purine nucleobase transmembrane transporter activity. Gene Ontology annotation, biological process: transmembrane transport; ubiquitin-dependent protein catabolic process. Gene Ontology annotation, cellular component: plasma membrane. The coding region runs from base 1 to 2808 and encodes 935 amino acids. The transcript has 11 exons.